Fundulus heteroclitus (mummichog) is the source of this 8764-nucleotide messenger RNA. It is a transcript of the gene nfasca, whose product is annotated as neurofascin homolog (chicken) a. The transcript is spliced from 36 exons. Lineage: Eukaryota; Metazoa; Chordata; Actinopteri; Cyprinodontiformes; Fundulidae. The record is from RefSeq and is a predicted model, not a curated record. Gene Ontology annotation, molecular function: cell-cell adhesion mediator activity. The coding region runs from base 559 to 4695 and encodes 1378 amino acids. Gene Ontology annotation, biological process: cell-cell adhesion; brain development.
UCAGUGUGUGACUGCGUGUCAGAGAGAGAGUAACGGGCUGAAAGACAGAGCACAGAGAAAGAAAAAGUGAUAGAGAGAGAAAGGUAAAAGAAAAACAACAAUGGAUUAAAUGAAAGCAGUGCUGUAAAAGAAACAUUUUCCUCUGAUAUUUUGGAGCGUCUGCUGCUGUUCUGUGUCUGCUGUGGAUCCAUCUGAAAACACCUCAGUCUUUGUGUUUGCGCCUUUUGCUUUUAUGCUGGAUUACAGAUACAGAAGGAUCUACAAUGUGGUGACCAAGCCCCUCUACUUGAAAGCUUUACUGACAGAGUGCGAUGUCGCCUGGGUGCAAGAAGCAACAACACAAAUAAGAGCGAGCUGCUCCAAAUGCUCAAACUACAGUUCUGAAGAGUCUAUCCUAUAGUGGAAACAGCAGGAUUUACAGCCCUGGGAAUGAAAAGCUAAGGUCUGUAGGGGGUAUUGUCAGAGUGGAAGGAAAUUUACCAAAGCCACCCUGUCAGAAGAACCAUCUGACCAAUCAUCAGAGGGUAGGAGUACAAGUGAACAGCUGGAGGGAGAGAAAUGUUGGGAAAGGGUGGGCAUGCUGCCCUGACUCUCUUGUCAUUACUGCUGCUGCUGUGGCAAGAAAUAGCAGGCAUCGAAGUUCCUCAAGAUCCAAAGAUUCAGCAAGACCUGAAGCAACCCCCCACCAUAAUCAAACAGUCAGUGAAGGACUACAUUGUUGACCCCAGAGAUAACACCAUCAUCAUCGAGUGUGAAGCUAAAGGCAACCCAGUGCCAACGUUUUCAUGGAGGAAGAAUGGAAAGUUUCUCAACAUUGGCAAAGAUCCAAGAGUGACAAUGAGAAAACGCCUAGGAACCCUGGAGAUAGCAUUCCGCAACGGAGGACGACCAGAAGACUAUGAAGGAGAGUACCAGUGUUUUGCCGCUAAUGAUCUUGGAGUGGCUCUGUCCAACAAAAUACUGUUCCGAGUCUCAAAGGCUCCUCUGUGGCCUAAGGAGGAACUGGAGCCAGUGACGGUGAUUGAAGGCUCCUCUCUUGUUCUACCGUGUAACCCACCCCCAGGCCUGCCUCCUCCAAUAAUAUUCUGGAUGGACAGCAAUAUGACUCCCAUCCCCCAGGAUAGGAGAGUGUCUAUGGGUCUGAAUGGAGACCUGUACUUUUCCAAUGUUUUGGCCCAAGAUGGUCAAAAAGACUACAGCUGCAAUGCUCGCUUCAACUUUACUCACACCAUCCAGCAGAAGAACCCCUUUACCCUCAAAGUUCAGACCAUGGAGCCAUAUAAUCAAACAUCUUACAAUGCCUCUGAUCCUUAUGGUGGCCGCAAAGUAGCAGAGUUCCCGCCAACCUUCCUCUCUCCCUCAGGGAGUGAGAGCGUGAAAAUGGUCCUACGAGAUGAGCAACUGCUUUUGGAGUGCAUUGCUGCUGGGCUUCCGACUCCCACUAUCAAGUGGUUUAAGAGGGGUGGAGACCUGCCAGCUCAAAAGGUGAAGUUUGAGAACUACAAUAAGACCCUAAGAAUUGUCCAUGUGUCAGAGGAGGAUGCUGGGGAGUAUGUUUGCAGGGCAAUCAACCAUUUAGGCAGUGUACGCCAUUCCAUCUAUGUUGAGGUUAAAGCGGCUCCUUACUGGUUAGACAAACCUACAAACCUGGUGCUAGCCCCAGAGGAGAAUGGCCGUCUGGUGUGUCGAGCCAACGGCAACCCAAAACCCGACAUUCAGUGGCUUAUGAAUGGAGAGCCAAUAGAAAGUGCUCAACCAAGUGUAAACAGAGAAGUGCUUGGAGAUACCAUUCUGUUCCAUAAGGUACUGAUGGAAAGCAGUGCGGUUUACCAGUGCAACGCCUCCAACCAGCAUGGCUACCUGAUGGCCAAUGCCUUCGUCAGUGUUCUCGAUAUGCCUCCAAGGAUGCUGGGGCCCAAAAAUCAAUUAAUCAAAGUCCUUGUGAACAACCGCACCUUCCUCAACUGCCCUUUCUUUGGCUCCCCUUUGCCUGUUUUACGCUGGUUUAAGAACGGCCAGGGCAGUGGAUUGGAUGGUGGUCAGUACCGGGCAUACAUCAAUGGCACCUUGGAGAUAAAACGGGCUCGAAAGGAGGAUGAGGGCAUCUACACCUGUGUGGCUAACAGCAUCUUGGGCAAGGCUGAGAACCAGGUCCAGCUGGAGGUUAAAGAACCAACUCGUAUAAUUCAAGCUCCCACAAAUCAGUCAGCUGUGAGGCGCUCUAAAGCUCGCUUCCACUGCAAGGUGGCGUCAGAUUCCAGCCUGUCCACCAAGGUGACCUGGACCAAGGAUGGAGAGCCCUUGUAUCUGGGAGGGAGGCUGAAGAAGGAUGAAGAGUCCCUGACUAUCUCCUCUGUCAGUGAGGAUGAUGAGGGAAUGUACACCUGCACUGUUAAAUCUGAGAUAGACCAGGACUCAGCCUCUGCCCGCCUCACUGUCUUAGAGGACGCCUCCCCCAUCCCCUUGCGUCCAGACCGUCCAGAUCCACCAAUGGAUCUGGAUUUGUCAGAUGCAGCAGCCCGUAGUGUUCGCCUCACUUGGAUUCCUGGAAACGACCACAGAAGCCCUGUCAUAGAGUUCUUGGUUCAAUUUGAGGAGGAUCGCUGGGAGCCAGGCAGAUGGCAAGACCUGUCCUCUUUCCCUGGAGACCUCAACUCUGUCAUUCUGCAGCUCGCCCCCUAUGUCAAUUAUCAGUUCAGGGUCAUUGCCAUAAACGCAGUGGGUCGGAGUCAACCUAGUCGACCCUCACCUCGGUACAAAACCACUGGGUCACCCCCAGAUGCCAUCCCCAGAGAUUUACGUGGAUGGGGCUCCAAAAAGGACAAUAUGGAGAUCACCUGGGAGCCACUCCAUGAUCUCGAAAGAAAUGGCCCAAAUUUGCAGUACAAUGUGUGGUGGAGACGAAAAGAUUCUGGGGAUGACUGGACCAAUGUGACCACAUUCCAGUCCAAAUAUAUUGUUCAUCCCACUGAAACAUAUGUGCCUUAUGAAAUAAAAAUCCAAGCCAGGAAUGAGUUGGGAUCAGGACCUGAAUCCAAUGUCGUCAUUGGAUUUUCUGGAGAGGACAAGCCAACAGAAGCCCCCACUGAGCUGCAGGUCUCUAAGGUUGGCAGCACUAGUGCAAAAAUCCACUGGAAGCCUGUUGAUCUGAGUUCUGUCCAAGGGGAGUUCAAGGAGUACAGAUUGUACUACAGCCGCGAGUCCAGUCUGGUACCAGGGCUGGUGGUGAGUAAGGAGAAGAAGACCACUGGUUUCUACACGACUGUGCCAGAACCAUCUGGGAUUCUCAAAGACUUGGUGCCCUACUCUAGAUAUCAGAUGUUCAUGGUUGUGGCGAACAACCGCUUUGAAAGUCCACCCAGCAACAAUGUCAUAUUUAUUACUGAGGAGGACGUUCCGGAUGCUCCACGGUUCUUCAGGAUUAAUCGCAGAAGUCUGGACACCCUCUACUUGCAAUGGGGCAAACCUUUAGAACCCAAUGGCAUUCUUAUUGGCUACCAGCUCAUAUAUCAUAGAGUAAAUGGUUCCAGACUGGGUCCCCAGCAGAUUCAGACUUUUCUUCAAAAUGAGACAGAAUUUACACUCCGCCUGCCGGACCGAUCUGCACGCUACAAGUUCAAUCUGUCAGCGCUUACCAAGGUGGGAGCAGGAGAGGUUUAUGCGGAAGAGUCCCCACACUUUACCAAUGAAGAAAACUUUACUGAUGCUACAGAUGUAGUUAAGCUUACGGACGCCACCCUGUCUUCUGUUUUCUCUCCUACUCCUACUCCUCUACCUCCUCUUCCUCCUACUACCAUCCCUCCUACAACAAGUAGUACCACAACUGCUACCCCUCUUCCUACUACCACUUCCACCACUACCACUACUACUACCACUGAGGCAACUACAACCACAACAACUCCUGUACUGGUCACCACCAAGCGAGUUGAUCAGAAUGUCUUGGGUACAUCUCCUCGGCGUGAGAUCUGGAAUCUGACGGUGGUUCCUAACAGUGACUACGCUAACGUCAACUGGAGUCACAACUUACCAGCCGACAGCAAGUUUGUUGUAGAGGUCACUCUGGACAGCAACAAGACAAUGACAGUUGAAGAAGUGAAACAACCACCCAUUAAUUUGAGGGCUCUGAUUGCUGGUGAGAAGUACCGCCUGAGGGUUUACUCCCAAGAGCUCAACAGCGUCAGCAGCAAAUUUGUCAUCUUCAAAACUAAAGCAGCUCACAUAGACCAGGUUGACAUAGCCACUCAGGGCUGGUUCAUUGGAUUGAUGUGUGCCAUUGCUCUCAUUAUACUGAUCCUCCUCAUUGUCUGCUUCAUCAAGAGGAGUCGUGGAGGCAAAUACCCAAGUCCUGGUUUCCUGACUGGUUUCACAAAAUAUCUAGUUCGUGACAAAAAAGAUCUCCCCCUGGACCCAGUGGACCAGAAAGAUCAGGAUGGAUCCUUUGAUUACCAGAACGAAAAUGAAAACAGCAGCGAUGAGGACAACAAGCCUCUGCAGGGUAGCCAGACCUCCCUGGAUGGCAACGUAAAGGAAAGUGAUGACAGCCUUGUGGACUACGGGGAAGGAGGCGAUGGGCAGUUUAAUGAGGAUGGCUCUUUCAUCGGUCAGUACACAGUGAAGAAGGACAAGGAUGAGACAGAGGGAAAUGAAAGCUCUGAGGCCACGUCUCCUGUCAACGCCAUCUACUCGUUGGCAUAGCGGAGCAGUGAUGCUCUGCAGAACUCGGACUCUCCUGUUGACCACCUCACCGUACACAAGACACAUACUUGAUAAUAUGAAUAUCUAACACAUGGUAGACACAAAAAGCAAGAGGGGCUUUCUGGAGACUGUACAGGCUCUCCUGUAGCGAUAAAGCUGAAGAACAUAGGGGUAAUCUUAGACCACAAGCCUUUAAUUUUUGUUUCCGGCGCUAAUAACAUGAUCCAUCGGAGGUGAUCUUUGGACAAAUGGAAGAAGUCUCCAUGCCUGCUCUUUACCCACACAAACUUGAAGUGUGCCUUCAGGGCAGCCUUGGAUGCAUCAGCAAGCAGUCUUUGUUUUGUUUCUGUUUUUCAGUCAUUUCCCUGCUGCUCUGCCUGAGAUGCUCCUCUGAGUUGCAUCCCACUAAAUCUGACAGUGAGAUUAAGUCCCUUGCGUGUCCACUCUGACCCCAACCUGUGACAUAUCAGCCUCUCACCGUUAAUCUGAACAGGAUGCUGGCAGAUAUGUUUAUCAUAUUGAUACUUGCGCAAUGAAUGAUUUUACUUUUUUCACAGCUGGUUGACGAUGUGUUGAAUCCUAAUAAAUGCUGUACACAGUCCAGGCACACAUUUUAGUGCCCCUUGAAACUAUGCACAACCUCCAUAACAUUUUCAGUUAAAUCUGGUUUAUACAAAUAUACUUUAGGUUUCUGUUAAUCAUCUUAAAUCUGAAACGAUUUGAUUUUAUCAACAUUUUUUGUCUCUAAUGUUCAAUCCAAUAUUUUAAUCCAGAUGUCGUGUAAAAAAAUAAAAUAAAAUCUAGCACCUGCACAGGCUUCUGCCCCUCUAACAUUCUACUGUAAAAAUAGUCAAUUUUUGGAAUAAAGAUUUAAAAAAUAACAAAUUUUGGACCAUGGUAGUAAAACAUGCGCACUACAUAGAAAAAAUAAAAAGUGUUUAUGCAAGAAACACCAAAAGAUCUGUUAAUGUCCUCAUAAGCAAGUAAUCUGCCACUGAAUUGAUUUGAAAUUGCAUCGCUCUGCUUCUUUGCAACCAUGUCGCUUGCAUUAUUCUUUUACUUCUACUAUUAUCAAAACAUCAAAUGUGAUGUAACAACCACAUUUGGAUUUAUGGCAAAAAAGAUUGUCUAUAACACACACAUGCAUGAUUCAGAUGAUAAAAGCAGACUUGAGGGUUUGGGGGAUUUUCUGAUAAAUCAAUUUAACUUGAAAUUCCUUAAAUGCAGCCUUUACAAUGUUUGACAGUUGGAAGAAAGGACUAUGGAGAUAACCAUAAAGGACCUCUGUUUGCUUCUGUGGACAUGGACGAAGAAGUGUGUCCAGACUUACAUUAGGCUCAUGCUUACAUUCAUUACUUAACUCUUAAACCAAAACAGACAGCUGUUUUCCACUACAAUAAACAAAACAAUUUUCAAUUUGAGGUGCUGAGAUGUUAUCACAUCAUCAAGAAAGUCAUGGCAGAAGGGAUUUUUAGGUUUGUGCAAUACACCACAAGCAUUCUCAUGACAGGUAAAAUUAGUACUGUUCUGUCUAAAUCCAACUUUAUGAAAACAUCCACAUCUCUGCCCCCCCCCCCCCCCACCACCACCACACACACACACACACACACACACACACACACACACACACACACACACACACACACACAUACACUCCAUUACCUCCUCUUUAAAGAGGCUGGCAUUAUAAUAUUUGUUUUUUGGAGAGAAAGGCUUUACAAUCAUAUUUACUCAGUAUUUCACAGUUUGUCUGGUCUGUUUGGUUGGCUCAUGUUCAGUUAAAAAUUGUCAAUAGUUAAGUUUGUAAUUUCUUUACAUUUAAGUAAUUGUUAACUGUACAUCAAUUUAAUGUAUUACUUUAUUUUAGCCUCCAGGGUGUUGUUUCAGCCACUCAAAGACACUAACACUACAAUGAAAAACAGAAUUGAUUUUUAGUUUGCUUAACACUCUAUGUAAAUAUUUAAUUUAUAUAACUGUUACAAAAAUAGUAUUAAUAUUAAUUCUACAUUAUACUCAUAUUUAAUUUAACAACAAAAUACACAUUUUACCUUUUAUUGUGACUGCAUUAUAUGUGAAAAAUAGAAGCACACCAAAAUGAAAAUAACUUCAUGAACAUUUUGUUCUUUUUGUUGUUGUUGUUGCAUUAAGAAAAAGCCCCCAUAAAUAACACAAUGUUUUUAUCAAUGGAAAAAGUCAGAGUUCUGUUUGUUGUUCUGCUCCUGUUGUCUUUAUCAUGUAUUCAUGCUUUCAGUGUGUUCUUAUUUGCUUAUAUGUAAUGUAAUCCUCCUCCCCUGUCUGCCACCACACACACAGACACACAAAACAGACCACACCUGCUGUAUAGUACAGCUCUAGUCUUAUUCAGCUACUAUUAGGUACUUAUUCUAUACAUGUAGGUCCUGGAAGAAGAUAUCUUACAAAUUGAAAAAUGUAUUCAUUGUUCUCCAUUAAUUUUUUUUUAUUUUUUUUUGGAAAGACAAAACAAAGUCACAAACUUGUAUCUCCAAGCAGUACCUAGGUUUCAUCUGUAGCCUGUCAUCAUCAUUGACAAACUACUUCUACUCUUACAAAGUAACAAGUCUCUAAUAUGGGAAAAGUUUUCCUCUAUCAUUUAACACCAAUAAAAGUGCCAUGUUGCACCUAUGUGCUCUACACCAACAGCAUUGCUGCCUUUGCAAAGCAUUCCUGCAUUCAGUGUUGUCCUGAACUAUUAGUUAAAGAAGCAACGCAUCUAUCUGGCCUUUGACUUAAUUAAAUAUCUACUGUAUUUUCAUUUGCAUUAAGACAUACUCCAUCAGCAGCUAUGACUGACUCAUGAGGGAUUUUACCAGGAACACCCCACAUUUUCUUCCAGGGUUUCAAAACCCUAAAGCGUUGACUGCAGGUGCAACUAUGUUGUUGUUAUUCAAUUAAAAAAAUGUUAGGCAUGCACAUUCUUCCCAUGUGGGUCAGGAAAUGCUUUCUCUGCCAACUAGCUGGCUGUUCUCACCUAUUUAUUUCAUUUUCAUCAAAUGUUUCCUUCAACUACUAAAUGAUCUAAAAUGUAAUCUUCUUUUUUAAGGGUUAUUCCAUUGAAAGUAAUUUAGUUGGUCUGCUGACAAAUUACAAAACAAUGCAGCGGAAAAUGAUCAAUUUGCACAGAAUUUUAUGGUAGAUGUUCCCUAACCAGGCCCAUAAUACGCUGCAAGAAUUUGUACUUCUGAAUAGUUUCAGUUGCUGUUCUCAUUCUGAAAAGGUUUGCUGUAAGACAAACUGUUCAUGUAGUGCAGAACGGGGAGGAGUUGAUCUCUUGAUCUUUAAAACAAAUAUUUCUGUGGCAAGCUGCCUCCUUAUUCUCACUCAUUUUAAAACAAAAUAGGUGAUUAAUAAAAAAAAUCCACAUUACUUAUUCUAUGCUGAAAUCCAUUUUUUUAUUCUGUCUUUGUGAAGUUUUAAUUAGUUGGGUAAUGUCUUGGAUGACAUUGUUCUGUAGUGUAUGGUUAUUUUAAACAGACAUGUUGACAAGCUUGAAGCUGCAGCUGAAGCAGAAAGUAAGGGAAGGAAAUCCCUGAAGGAUUAAACAGAAAGUUGAAACGUCAGUUGGAACUCCCUCUUCUUUUGAAGAUGUGGUCUGGAAACGUGUAUCCUGCAGUCCCAUCUACUUACAUGCUCCCUGAGUGAACCUCUGGGGCAAAUGUAAACUGACUUCAAAAUCAAGAAACCAUCUGCAUUUGUGUUGAUUCUUAGCAAUAUUAUUUUGUCCAACAGUACACAUUGUGAAAUAAAAUUUCAGGUUUGUUUUCCUUCCUUACAGAAUGCUUCAAACUUUAAAAUCCACUUUUGAAUUUGGAUUUUGUAAAUGACAGAUCACAUGACAUGAUGUAUGGCUUUGUAUGAACUGUCAUAAUUGCAUCUCAUUUUUUACCAUGCACAUCUCAGCAGCUUGGUCAAUUCUUGCUUCAACAUGCAAAGUAAAGCAUUUGUAAAAUACUCAAGUAAAAAUGUAUACCCACCAUAUAUGCGUGUAUGAGAUGUUGCAACUUCUGCUAGCAACAGCUUAUUUAUAGUAAAGCUAUCUCCUUUUCUCUAC